CUGCCAUCAUCAUCAUCAUCAUCAUCAUCAUCAUCCUCCCCCCACGAGGAAGGGCAACUGGAGGGGCUGCAUUGCAGACCCAGCAGAGCCGGCAGACAAAAGCGACGCUGCUCCGCCCGCGGCUCCCCGGCACAAAGAGCCCGGCCGGCACCGAGAGCACCGCUCCAGCACCGCCCGCCCUCCGCAGCCUGACAAUGCUGGACACCAUCAGCAGCCAGUACGACUCCUUCAUCUACUGGAGGAUGCCGAUCCCGCGGCUGGACAUGGCCGAGCUGGAGGGGCUGGGGCUCGCAGACAUGGCCCUCUACAAGCCCAAGGGAGGGCUGGCCAAGCUUGGUGACCACCAGGACCUGUCCCAAGAAGAAGACAAUCUGCUGCAGUUCAACAGCUUUAAUUUCUGGCGAGCUCCCAUUGCCAGCAUCAGCUCCUUAGAUUUUGAUUUAAUUUGAAGCCUUCCCUGCUCCUCCUCACCCCCCAGCUCUCUCUCUUUCUGCCAGGCAUGCCAGGAUUUGGUUUUGUUGUCACUUUGGAGGUUCUUGGGUUGGGGUUUUUUUUUUUGGUUUCCGGGCAGUUUUGCCAUCGUUCAUUCGUUCAGCAGUUCACCGUGGCCUCGACGGUGAUGGGCUCCCCAAAAAUCUCCAACUCCUCUCUCCCCCUUUUCCUCCUGGAAUCACAACAGCACAGGGGCCAAACACGAGGGGAAGGGGCAGAAAAAGCCCCCCUCCAUUCCCAGAGGGUUUGGGAGGUGCCACCCCCGUGCCAGAGUGACUGUCCCCUGCCCUGUGUGACAAUUUCUCAGCUCAUUUCUCACGUGCUUUUUUAAGAAACUCGUUUGUGCAAAGGAGGAGCAAUGGGAAUCGCCCUGGUUUUGCAGAAAGCAUUGACCCUCUGCGCUGCCCUGGCCCAAUUUCUCAAAACUCCUCUUCGUCCCUUAACCUUCCCCUGGGGAAUGCAAGGUGGAAGAGGCAGGGAUGUGCCCAAGAUAUCAGCACAACCCUUCUUCUUGAGAAAAAGAAUCACUUUGAGCCUUGUGGUGUGAGCCCAAGCAGAAAAAAUUAUGUCCAGGAGGGUAAAGAGACAUGGAAAUGCUCUGACUUUGCUUAGUGGGGUCAAGGCUGGGUGUUCAUUGCCCCAAAUUUGAUUUUUUUUCAUCCUUUUUUGUGCCCCACGUGGUUUAUUCCCAGUGCUGGGACAGAUGCUGGGUACGUUGUGGGGUCUGGAAGGGUGAUGGGGCAGAGCUGAAAGGUGGAUCUUACCCCAAAUGAAAAUAUUUCAGGUUUUCCACCCACUUAACCCAAGCUUUUAAAAACAACAACAAACAAUGCUGCAUUCAUUCAAGUGGAAGCCUGGAGUUUUCUCCGGGGAGAUUUUCACCCGCUGAGGUUUAUUUCUGAGCAUCGUCUCAAAAUGGGAGGAAAAAACCCACCUUGGAAUAAUUGUUGGCUUUUAAACAUUUUUUUUCCCCUUCCCAACAUUGGUUUGUCUUCUUGAAUGUGCUUUUUGUUGGGUUUGAUUGGGAUGAAGUGAUGUGGAGCAUCCCAAAAUCAUCCUGAGAGUUGGGGGGUACGUGGCUGGGGCCAGGCCGAGGCAGCACUUAAAAAGUGCCAGGAAUAGGCAAAAAAUUGGAAAAAUCUGCAUUCUACCAUGAAAAUUGGAUGCAGCUCUCCUGUAAUCUGCAGAAAUAAUCAAGUGUGCUGAUUUUGAACCAUCUGUGUAAAACCAGAGAUGAAAAAUGUAAACUCUCCUCUGCAGAGCUGUUUCGACUUCUGUGUUCCCAGCUAGGAAAACCUGCAGGAGAAGUAUUUAUUAUGAAACUUUAAAUAAAAUCAGUUCAAACAUACACA
Motacilla alba alba is the source of this 1844-nucleotide messenger RNA. RefSeq names its product MLLT11 transcription factor 7 cofactor (gene MLLT11). Gene Ontology annotation, cellular component: cytosol; nucleoplasm. Lineage: Eukaryota; Metazoa; Chordata; Aves; Passeriformes; Motacillidae. The transcript is spliced from 2 exons. Gene Ontology annotation, biological process: apoptotic signaling pathway; positive regulation of release of cytochrome c from mitochondria; positive regulation of mitochondrial depolarization. The record is from RefSeq and is a predicted model, not a curated record. The coding region runs from base 195 to 449 and encodes 84 amino acids.